Molecule: messenger RNA, 5398 nt
Organism: Nothobranchius furzeri (turquoise killifish)
Lineage: Eukaryota; Metazoa; Chordata; Actinopteri; Cyprinodontiformes; Nothobranchiidae
Gene: pth2ra
Product: parathyroid hormone 2 receptor a
Biological process (GO): adenylate cyclase-modulating G protein-coupled receptor signaling pathway; cell surface receptor signaling pathway
Cellular component (GO): plasma membrane
Molecular function (GO): peptide hormone binding; parathyroid hormone receptor activity; G protein-coupled peptide receptor activity
Source: RefSeq, a predicted model, not a curated record
CAUUUCCUUAACCCCGUUAAAGGAUCAUUUUAGCACAUACUGACUCAAGAAAAUGAAUUAAAAAUAUGAAAACGUUGCAUAGCAUUCUUUUAAACUAAAUAUAGUGACAAGUGUUAAAUUUUAGUUGAAUUAUUUUUCAUAAAGUCAAAAUGUCAAGUUAAAAUGAUGUCUAGUGAAAAGUCACCAUGAAAGAAUAAAUAAAAUAAACACUAUUUCCAGAAAAUGUAAAAUAGUUAAGAAAUAGAAAACUUAGGUUAUGUUUUAAGGCUUUUGUUUUGUUUUUAUUGUAAUUAAUGGUAUCAGGUUUUUUUUUAUAAAGUAAACCAACGUAAACUAAAACUAAAGCUAUAUAGGCUGUGUGUGUGUGUGUGUGUGUGUUGCAUGAGAAUGCUUGAGACUCUUAUUGUGAAAGAUUACAGGAAAUUAUUCAAAAAUUCUCAUUGUGGUUACUAAAACUUGUCUUCUUUUGUUUUCUUUAUAAGGAAUUUUCUUCAACUUGACGUUUUGUGUUGCUUAUGUUACAUUAGUAAUGGGGAAACUAAUAUUUCGACUUUAAUUGGACACUUUUAUCUCUUGGCAGUGACUCCGUGGUACUGCCCUGUUAAAAAAAAAAAAAGAGUAAAAUCACCCAACCCGCGCAACCAAUCAGCCAGCAGUGCAGAGGCGAUCUGACUCAAUCCGCACCCAGGCUUUAUUCUGCGCUCACAGGUGCAGCUAGUUAACACAAUCCAGGUGAUGCAGCAGCAUCACCGCUGGACCAGUGAGGAUGCAGAGGAGUGCAUCGGCCACUGAGAUGAGGAGAGAGCUUCCAUAAUGAGGUGACUCAGGUGUCCAACAAGCCGAUGGUUCCUGAUAAUGAAGCGAGUCGUUCCAGCUCGUGCGCAUUUUGCGCUCCCACCGCGUCCCGAACGCCACCGGGUUAACGGGGAUCUCCAAUGCCAGUCCGACGUUUCGCCCUCCGCAGCUGCAGCAAUGGAAAGCUCGUGAGUGGUUCCCAGGAGUCGGUUCUGAAAUCUUUGUUCUUCUCUCCGUGGAGACCGUUGGAGGAUUUUGGGACCGUUGGGAUUUUUGAUUUGCAACUUAAGGUGAAACUUUCUAAUUUUGUGAAUAUUCCAAACAAGCACGCGCAGAAACAGGAGAGGAUUUAACGUACAGCCGUUAGUCUGUUUAUUCUGACUCUGGAGUGAUGAACCGGCGAAUUUUGAACUUUAUUUUGUGGAUAUUAAACGUGUUGUUUUAUUGGUCUUGGACUGACGCACAGAUGGGGUUUGACGGUCCACUCUCUGCCCAGGAGCAGAUGUUCAUCCUGUAUGAAGUCAAAAUGCAGUGCUACCAGAACCUGUCCAGUAUGGAACCAGCAACCACAGAUGAGCUGUGUCCUCGUGACUGGGACGGUCUUAUUUGUUGGCCCCAAGGCUCACCUGGGCAGGUUACAAAGGUUCCCUGCCCCUCUUACAUCUAUGACUUCAAUCAUAAAGGGCACGCUUACAGGAAGUGUGAUGCCAAUGGGUCCUGGGUCUUUGUGGAGAACUGGAAUAAAACAUGGACCAACUACUCAGAAUGUCUCCGUUUCCUUCAGCCUUUCACUGAUGAAGAGGCAAGACAAGACUUCUUUGAGCGUCUGUAUGUCAUGUACACCACCGGCUACGCCGUGUCCUUCAGCUCCCUGCUUGUGGCCAUCAUGAUCAUUGGAUAUUUCAGGCGUCUUCACUGCACCAGGAACUACAUCCACAUGCACCUGUUUGUGUCUUUCAUGCUGCGAGCCGUCAGCAUCUUUGUCAAGGACAAAGUUGUUUAUUCAAGUGCCGGAUUGCAAGACUUUGACUCAGCACUGCUGGACAACGUGAAAACAGUCAGUGUUGCAUCACUGGACAAGUCUCAGUAUAUCGGAUGCAAGGUGACCGUGCUGCUCUUCAUCUACUUCCUGGCCACAAACUACUACUGGAUCCUGGUUGAAGGUCUCUACCUGCACAGUCUCAUCUUCAUGGCAUUUCGAUCAGAUUCCAAAUACCUCUGGGGCUUCAUACUCAUAGGAUGGGGUGUUCCAGCUGUUUUCGUGGCGUUAUGGGCAGUUGUCAGGUUGACGCUGGCAGAUGCAAGAUGCUGGGAGUUAAGUGCUGGCAACAUUAAAUGGAUUUACCAGGUACCCAUCUUGACAGCAAUAGGGCUCAACUUCAUUUUAUUUGUGAAUAUUGUCCGAGUGCUGGCCACAAAGCUUAGAGAGACCAACGCAGGCAGAUACGACACCAGAAAACAGUACAGAAAAUUGGCCAAGUCCACCCUGGUGCUGGUUCUGGUGUUUGGUAUCCACUACAUCAUCUUUGUUGGGAUGCCUCACACGUUUGAGGGACCGAGCUGGGAGAUCCGCAUGUACUGUGAACUCUUCUUCAACUCAUUUCAGGGCUUCUUUGUGUCCAUUAUCUAUUGCUACUGCAAUGCUGAGGUCCAGACAGAAAUAAAGAAAACGUGGACUCGCUGGAACUUGGCCUUUGACUGGGAGGGCCCGGUGGUCUGUGGCCGCUACCGCUACGGCUCUGUGGUCGUGGGUCUGAACAACAACAGCACCAGCAGCCAGUCUCACCUGGCCGGCGGUGGCAUCUCAACGCGCUCCACCACGCUGGCUUCGAGUCGCGUCAGUCGAAGCACGUGUCCACCCUCCAUCAACGUGCACGCUACCCUUCCAGGGUAUGUCAUGACUAACUCGGAUCCAUCCAUACCGGAGGAACUGGAGGACAGUGGGCCCAAACAAGUGGACGAUAUCUCUCUGAAGGAAAAUCUCCCCGCUCUGAAUACAAGUGCAGUGCCUGAGGAUGAGGAGGAAACACUGUAGCAGAAAACAGGAAGAAAGAAGAGACUGGUGGAGAACGCGAUGGAGUCCGACACAUGGCUGUCUCGUGGAUUGCUAAUACCUGAAAAGGGAUGCAGGAUGAACGCUACAUGGACGAGUCCACUCAGAAGAGACCGCGGUUUUGAAUGCAAAUGUAUUCAUUCAUCAAACAGCUGAGAGAAUCAUGAAGUUUUUAGGUGGUUUUGAAACAAGCAUACCUGUUUUAUACCACUUUAAACUCUGCUGAGCCUGUUUUGCUGUAAUGUUUAAGGCUUUGUGGGUUAAAAAAACCAAAUGAUCACCAUUUAUGUAAAAAUAUUUAGUAUGUUGGCUAGCAGAUGAGAGGCUCGAGACAACUGAAGCGCUCUUGUGUUCCUCCUGAAGCAACUCGAUUUUUCCAACAGCACCUGAAGUCCACUUACAACUUGCUGCAAGCAUGAGGUCAAACCAUUGAUGAUUUCAUGAAAAUACUUUUUGUAAGCUCCUUUUUUGUUGCUGCUGCUAACUUUUGUGCAUAAUUCAUGCGUUUUGUCAAAGUACAACCAAGAAAAGCACACAGACUUGUGUUUGGUUAUGAAUAAUUGUAAGACGGCAGCACUAGUAGCAUGACAGCUGUAAAAAAAUCAUCAGCAUCUGGAGCUAAAGCUUUGUUUUCCUAAAGAAGAGUCAAUCAAAUGUGAAAUUGUUAAAGUUUUAGUGUUUACUAUUAUCCAUCAUCUGAUUGCAAAUGGAUAUAAACUCAAGAUAUGUGAUGCUUUAUGUCUUUUGUGCAUUUAAGGCCCGCAAAAUGUUGCAAAAAAGUCAGUUAAUUAAGGGCUUGUUCAGUUUGUAAGUGACGUUUCACAAAUGUGACAUCUUUAAGAGUCUUUGUUCUAAUUGCUGACUGAACAGAAGUCUCUAUCAUAAAAAAACUAUGCAUGAGAAAUCAAAAGUUUCAAAUCAAUCCUCUUCAAAGAAAGAAUGAAAGGGCUUUGCAUAAAAAGUUUGAGCGAGACAGGCAAAACUGGACAUCAAGAAAAGACCUCGAAAACCUUCUUGGUGAUCUUGUGAUUCAGGAUUCCAGAGUUGUUUUUUGUUUUAGAGGAAACAAAGCCCGUGUGCUCUGGAUCAAAGAUUAAAACGACCCUACAAAAUGUUCCCAGCAGGGAUUCCCAAGACCCAGGUUGUGUGAUGUGAGGUUGUUUCAGCACCCCUGGCAAAGCUCAUCUCCACAUCUGUGAAGUCUGAAUAAUGCAGAACAAGUCUGAGCUUCUCCAGCAUCCAAAACCCAGAGGACAACAUCUUUUCCAGGGACAGCUGUGCAUUUUUCAAAAAAGAAAAAGUAAACUGGCUAUCUGCAUGCAUUAAAUGACUGAAACAGAAGAAGGGGAGAGGCGAAGACUCUUCUGUGUGUUUGAAAGAUAAAAGGAAGACGGGAAGACCACAACACUUGAUUCUCAGUGCCAGAAAGUCUCGUCAGGUUCAUGCGACAAAUCAUUUGGAUUGUUUAAUUUCUUCGGGUUAGCAUCUUGUAGUCAUGUCCUUUUGAAGCAAUCCAAACUGAAUUCUGAUGAGCGAAUGAUUAAAAAACAAAAACCUGCAGAUGGUGAAGGCAGAGAUUCCCUGAGAGUUGAGAACUCCAACACCUGUGGUCACUACUGUGGUCACUACAACACUUGCAAACAUGGCAGCGGUUUUUGGCGAGAGUCAUCCAUGUGCACGUUGGGAUCUCACUUUAAUUUGCAUUUGUGUCACAGUCCAGAAAAAAUGUCUAUUAGCACCACUUUCUGCUAGUUACAGCUUUUUCUAAUCUUUUCAGUGGCAUCCUGGAUGCUUUUGGUUCGUUUUGAUGGAAAAUCUGACAAUUCUGGUUCCUAAAAUCUCAUCAACAGGCAUCCAAACAUCCAACAUAAGUGCCUCAUGCCUAACUAGUCAUCAAUGCCUACUGUAUUGUGAAUUUUUUGCACUUUUGCCCAUUUUUGCUUCAUACAAACCCUUCUGUUCAGCAUAAAUCGAUGCACACAAUGCAACAGCACUCUGUCGAUGCUGUUGAUGCCUUUUUAUCGACUGAACUGAGUGACUUUGAUGAACUGAGAAGCUCAAGCCAAGGUCAAACACUCUAAAUGUGCAAACAUUGUGAAUAGUUUUGAAAUCUGUAAAGAAAAUUUACAACUGUACAGAAAACAAUGUAUUUUUUUCUUGAUGUAAAGUGUUCAAACGUUCAAAUAAAAAUAAAUGUUUGUGUGAAUUACCAGUACUAGAGUACAUGGCUUAUGAGAGACCUGAGUUGCAGAAGAAAGACUGCUCAUUUUUACGGGCUAGCUGUGAAGCAGGACAGUACAGCAGCGUGUUGCACGCUUGUUUUUCAGUGCCUCUCAGCUGCAGCAGAAGCUUUAAAAACUUCACUUAUUUUUAAUCUGAAUGUUGUCAGUUUUGACUGUCUCUCUCUAUCUGUUCCUACAGUACUUCUCUGUGAUAAUUAUGCCUUCUCUUCUGUCUUUCAGCUCAAAUAAAUGUUGAAUGUUUUCAUCUUUUAAGCUGCCUUUAAUUCACCUGCUGUCAAAACGCAGCAAUUUGCCGCCCAUAAAAUCA